ACGUUUGACACAGACAGGGCAAAGAUGGCGGCGUCCUUGUACACGCUCGGGGGUCUGCUCGGCAGGACCGUAACUCGCGGCUUAGCGGCCAGGUCCCAGCGGGGACUAUUUGGAUCAAACAGAUGUAGAUCCAUACAAGUUGCAGCACAAGCAGUUUUAAACGUGCCAGAGACAAAAGUAACCACACUGGAAAACGGACUCCGUGUCACCUCAGAGGACUCAGGACUUUCAACAUGUACAGUUGGCUUGUGGAUUGAUGCAGGAAGCAGAUAUGAGAAUCAACUUAAUAAUGGAACUGCACAUUUUCUGGAGCACAUGGCAUUUAAGGGAACAAGAAAGCGUUCCCAGCUGGACUUGGAACUUGAGAUUGAGAAUAUGGGUGCCCAUCUAAAUGCAUACACGUCAAGAGAGCAAACUGUAUACUAUGCAAAGGCUUUCUCCAAAGACCUGCCCAGAGCUGUUGAAAUCCUUGCAGACAUUAUUCAGAACAGCACUUUAGGAGAGGCAGAAAUUGAACGAGAACGAGGAGUCAUCCUGCGGGAGAUGCAGGAAGUGGAAACCAAUCUCCAGGAAGUGGUCUUUGAUUACCUGCAUGCAACUGCUUAUCACAACACUGCUCUUGGAAGAACGAUAUUGGGUCCCACCGAAAACAUCAAAUCCAUAAACCGUAAUGACUUGGUUGAAUACAUCACAACGCAUUACAAAGGGCCCCGCAUAGUCUUGGCAGCGGCAGGUGGCGUGUCACACACUGAACUGCUUCAUUUGGCAAAGUACCACUUUGGUAACUUGCCUUCUACAUACGAGGGAGAGAUCCUCCCCCCAUGCUCUUUCACAGGUAGCGAGAUCCGAGUUCGGGAUGAUAAAAUGCCAUUGGCACACAUUGCCAUUUCUGUGGAAGCAGUUGGCUGGUCUCAUCCAGACACUUUACCUCUUAUGGUGGCCAAUACACUCAUUGGAAACUGGGAUCGGUCCUUCGGUGGCGGCGUGAAUUUAUCCAGCAAGUUGGCCCAGGUCAGCUGCCAUGGCAACUUGUGUCACAGCUUCCAGUCAUUCAACACCUGUUAUACAGACACUGGGCUUUGGGGAUUGUACAUGGUGUGUGAGCCCAACACUGUGGCAGAUAUGAUGCAUUUUGUUCAGAGAGAAUGGAUAAGACUGUGUACAAGUGUUACUGAGAAUGAAGUUGCACGAGCCAAGAAUCUGCUCAAGACAAACAUGUUGCUCCAGCUGGAUGGAUCCACCCCAAUUUGUGAGGAUAUUGGGAGGCAGAUGUUGUGUUAUAAUCGUAGAAUUCCCCUGCCUGAACUGGAAGCAAGAAUCGAUCUCAUUGAUGCCCAGACAAUAAGAGAUGUCUGUACCAAGUACAUUUAUGAUAAGUGCCCCGCGAUUGCAGCUGUUGGUCCUAUUGGACAGCUCCCUGAUUAUGACAGAAUCCGAAGUGGGAUGUACUGGCUGAGGCAAUAAAGGACCUGGGUCCAUCAUCAGCUGA
Molecule: messenger RNA, 1489 nt
Organism: Pelobates fuscus (common spadefoot toad)
Lineage: Eukaryota; Metazoa; Chordata; Amphibia; Anura; Pelobatidae
Gene: PMPCB
Product: peptidase, mitochondrial processing subunit beta
Exons: 13
Coding region: 25-1464 (479 amino acids)
Cellular component (GO): mitochondrion
Molecular function (GO): metal ion binding; metalloendopeptidase activity
Source: RefSeq, a predicted model, not a curated record